GGUUCGAACAGGAAGUCGAGUCAGAGUGAUGUCUAAGAAGGUGUUAAGGUUUCGGAUUAUUGACUUGUAUGGCAUUUGUUAUUGUUGAAAUGCGACGAACAGAACUACCGAUCGGAUGUUGACAACCCAACUAUUUUAACGACAUAGGCUCGACUGAAUAAUUCAGGAAGUCAGCUAUAAAACUGGCAGGAAUGUGAUAUUUCUGGCUGUCAAGGAGAAAACAAUGUGUUCCGCAGAGAGAAAUAUAGACCUUCAACCCAUAUUGUCCGACCCGAGUCUCAUCCUGGAGCUGAAGACAAGGCGCCCUCCGUCGCUGGAGGGACGGGCGGGCUGUGAGACGUGGAGUGUGGACUUUUCUCCGGACGGAGCGUGGUUCGCCUGGUCCAUGGGUCACGGGAUCGUAUGGGUCGUCGCUUGGCCCCUUGACUCCGAAGAGAGCCAGGCAGGUGAACUGGACAGAGGCGACAAGAGUUUCAGCUGCGGGGAGCCAGUGUGGGGACUUGCCUUUGGACCCAGACCACCCAAGUCCCCCGCGUUGUCCCAUAAAAACACACAGAGUAAAGGGGAUCGGUUACUCCUAGCCACGGGCCUUGAAAAUGGAGCGAUUAAAAUCUGGAAUGUUCUUACGGGUGGUCUUCUGUUUGAUCUCCGUGGCCACGAGGGAGUCGUACGGAAUCUGGUAUUUCCUCAGAACGGAAAACUAACCCUUGUUUCUACUUCUCGCGACAGGACGUUGAGAAUAUGGGACUUGAAACAUAAAGUUCCAAAGGUGCAGGUUCUGACGGGCCACAAGGACUGGAUCAGCUGCUGCUGUGUCUCCCCUGACUGCAGCAUGGUGGCUUCAGUGGGCCGCUUCGACAGAAUGGUGUGUCUGUGGAGCCUUCGGUCGUACACGUUCAUCAGGAACCUGACGGGGGCGCCACACAAGACCUUCUACCUGCUAGCAUCAUGCCACUUCUCCCCCGACGGCGCGCUGCUGGCCACUGCCGCCUUCAGCGGCUCCAGCUGGUGGAUCGACCUGUGGGACCCUUACACUGCAGAUAAGCUGGCCACACUGGUCAACUACUGUGAAAUUUACGGGCAGAACCAGAUCUCUGCGAUCCAAUUCUCACAUGACGGUCUACACCUAGCAAUAGUCACAGAGGACAGGGCGCUUCGUAUCUGGGAGCUGGGUCAGAAGGGGAUGGUGAUGCAGACCAAAGAGGACCGGGCCUCCAACGGACUCUGCUGCAACUUCCACCCGCUGGGCGGAGUGGUGGCCACCGGGACCAGAGACGGCCACGUCCGGUUCUGGAAGGUGCCCGCCGUGGUGCCCACUCUCUGCCACCUCUGUCGCUCCACCCUGCGUCUCUCGGUCUCCACCCACCAGAUGGAGGCGAUGCCCAUUCCCCGGCGAAUCCUAGAGUACCUCACUUACCGCAACAUUCCCGCCCUCCUGCAGACCCCAUGCUCCCCGGAAGACGACUGGGGCAGCUAAAGGACUGAAGGUCUAGCCUGAGGGAUGAAGGUCAGGGCUCAGAGCACGUCCAUGAGGUGGGGUUGGCACGGUCUUGGUGUCGGGUGUGUAUGCGGGUUACUCUUGUGUAUGCGUGUUACUCUUCUAGCCACUAUGACGACUUGGUAAUUAUUAGCACACGAGUAAUGACACAUCAGUUGUUAUUAGCACAUGAGCAAGGACGCAUCAUUGCAGCUUUUGGCGUAUCUUUAACUUACAGUAAAUGGCGAGGUUGUAGUUAGCUGGGACUUAAGAACCACUCAUGCUCUCUGAGAACACCGACAUCAUACUAAGCUCCUGGGGUCCUUAUGCAGAGGCUGUUCAUGGAUGCAAUGACAGCUAGGGGUGGUCAGGAAAAAACUAUGGUUCACUCAUCUUUGGACUGAUGCAAAGUCAGCGCUUUACAAUUUAGUGUGUUUACAUACUUUUAGAGUGGGAGUGUUUCAGUUAAAUGACAAGAUUUUAUUGCUUUUCUGCUAAUGCACACAUUGCAAUUUAUCGAGAUGUACUCCAUAAUUGCACUAAACAAAUUCUUGAUAUUCACACACACUUAAUAUUUCUAUGAUUAUUUAUUGUGUAAAUAAGAUUUUACCUCAUAAUCUACUUGUAAAUAAAUAAAAGAACAUAGGAAGGACAAAGUAGGAAAAGUUUAUUUUAGAUAUUCAACGUUUAAAAAACUGUAACAAAGUGUAAUUGUAUUAAAGACGAGGAAGAAAUUUUGUAAGCUUCCUGGUCUUAAAGUUCACCAUCUUGCAGAUAAAUGAGUGACUCUGCAACUCGGUACAUUCCAGUCCAUUUGUUUGUUUAAACACAUUCAGUCACCUCCAUGUCUACCUGGCAAAUCACUGGAACCUUGUUGGAAGGUUUCCCUUUCAUCCCAGUCAUUCCAUACCAUGCCAAGGUUCCUGGAAUGGGCCGACGUUAUUCUCAAAGUCUUCCUUAGGGGGGAACCGUCACACGUAUUGUGCAAAAACAAAACAAAGAACCUGCAACAUCAACUCCGUCUGGGCGCAUUUGAUACUUGUCAGCAAUAGACAAAAAAAUAAGUCUUCUUACUGAAACGCAGUGGCUGUUGAAUAACGCAAUGACUUCGAAACAUGCUAUGAAGCAGAACUUUUAUACGAAAAAGCCAAGAGUGAUGGUUCCCCGGUCUGUCAACAUCAGUAGACAGAGUAGACUACUUGAGAGCCUCAGAGACCACUAGGUCUCGCACGGCCUGGAAGGCUGCCACCAUGGAGCUCAGCUGGAUCUUCUCAUUGGUUCCUGAGGCCAGCCUGUGUCUAAAUAGAGUGUGUGUGUGUGUGUGUGUGUGAGGGAAAAAUACAUUGUUAAUUCAUGUACCCUUGUUAUUCUGCUAUUUGUUUUGAUUUUCCUCAAGUUGUUGUCUGGCAUUAGUCUGUAUGUAAAACAAUGUGUCUCGUUUUUAUUGUGUUAUGUUUGACGAAUUUAACUUGUGUCUGAGUGAUGCAACUUACUCCACAUCAGCGAGUUUGAUGAGAAGACCCAUCCGUAUGGCUGGGGGGAAAUCAACUGCAAGGGUAAAAGGGAAACAAAACGUUUUUUUCAGAGUGGUUGACCUCACAAAACCACUCUGAAAACAUCAUGCUAUAGAGUGUGUAUUUAUAAAGAUCAUAUAUAACGUAUGAGGAAAUAAAAAAAAUUGACCACU
This is a messenger RNA of Gadus morhua (Atlantic cod), 3164 nucleotides long. It is a transcript of the gene wsb2, whose product is annotated as WD repeat and SOCS box containing 2. Gene Ontology annotation, molecular function: protein binding. Bases 224 to 1477 code for a protein of 417 amino acids. The record is from RefSeq and is a predicted model, not a curated record. The transcript is spliced from 9 exons. Lineage: Eukaryota; Metazoa; Chordata; Actinopteri; Gadiformes; Gadidae. Gene Ontology annotation, biological process: protein polyubiquitination; intracellular signal transduction.